This is a messenger RNA of Cadophora gregata, 387 nucleotides long. RefSeq lists its product as uncharacterized. The transcript has a single exon. NCBI's taxonomy places the organism in Eukaryota, Fungi, Ascomycota, Leotiomycetes, Helotiales, Ploettnerulaceae. The record is from RefSeq and is a predicted model, not a curated record. Bases 1 to 387 code for a protein of 128 amino acids.
AUGCGCACCUCCCUGAUCCGCGCAGCUGUACCCCUCCGCGCCUCAUAUCUCCGAUCCCCACCUACCACCUCAUUCAAUCAACCACACGCCCAACAAUCGCUUCAAUCACAACCACAGCUCUCUCAAUAUUUCUUUCCAAAGAAAACAUUCUCCACCAAUCACCAUCUUCACGUCCAAAACUCCAGCCCCUCCAAACCACCACUACCACCAAAUCCCUCAUUCGGCGCCGCCAGUUUCAAAGAACUGGGAGCUACUCGAACCGUCGAAGUCGUCGUGUACAUUGCUAUCGGCAUCAUGGGGACUGUAGAGACUUUCACUUGGUCGAAGUUCUUGUGGGCGAAGUUUGGUCCGAAGGAUGUCGAGAUUGAGGCAAGGCCAGAGAAGUAA